AAACUAUGACCAGUCAUAAUCUUGGCCAGAAACGUUUUUUUGUAACUCCGCCUGAGAAGGGUGUUUUUCCCCUUGAUCAUGAAGCUCAGUGCAAGCGUGCCAUGCUGCAGUACAUGAUCUGCCUGCAGAAAAAUGAUAACAGCGGCUCAGCUUGCCGUGUGGAAUCCAAAGAAUAUUUAGAGUGCCGGAUGAAGAAUAAUUUAAUGGCAGAGGAAAGUUGGUCAUUUCUGGGUUUCAGUGAUCUUGAAGAGAAGAGUAAAUCAUCUUAAUUCGGUAGUCAGUCAUUUACUUUACUCCAUCACAGUCGUUUCACCUCUAUUAUUCUCAUAUACCCAUGCCAUGGAAAAGAAAAUAUUGCUAUGUUGCACUGGCAGUGUCGCCACCAUUAAAGCGGAAGAACUGAUUGAAAAAUUUGAAAAUCAAGGCUUUAACAUCAAGGUUGUCUUGACCAAUGCUGCCAAACAUUUCUGUAGCGCUGAAGUCAUCCAAGCAAAAAAAGUUGAUGUGUACACUGACGAAAAUGAGUGGGAAAUGUGGAAAGAUCGAGGCGAUCCUGUGUUGCAUAUUGAUCUUGGAAAAUGGGCUGACAUUCUUGUGAUCGCACCGUUAGACGCCAACACUCUCGCUAAAAUAUCACAGGGCUUAUGUGAUAAUCUACUGACUUGCAUUAUCAGAGCAUGGGACACUUCAAAACCCCUUUUCUUCUGUCCAGCAAUGAACACUCGAAUGUACUUGCACCCUCUAACCGCGUCGCAGAUUUUGCAGCUAGAAUCUUGGGGCUACAAACAAAUACCUUGCAUCAGUAAGACUCUUAUGUGUGGAGACACUGGAAUUGGUGCAAUGGCACCGGUAGACGUUAUUGUCAACGAUGUUGUUGUUAGCCUGAGCAAUUGAUUCAUGAAUUAAUUUUAAUUUCAUAAUCUAUGGGAGAGGGGUUUUCUUCCCCUAGGUUUUUAAUCAGGAAUUUUAGAUCCUAACUGGUGUUCUCAUAGUUUUUUCAAACAGGUGUUGGUCUGAAAUGAAUGACUUAAAAUGUUUUCUAAUGGAUAAUAAUAGUUUUAUGCUUAAGUAAGAUCAAUAAAUUUCUGUUGCAGCAUUUUUCAUGAUAGAAA
Messenger RNA from Bemisia tabaci, 1112 nucleotides. It is a transcript of the gene Ppcdc, whose product is annotated as phosphopantothenoylcysteine decarboxylase. Gene Ontology annotation, cellular component: phosphopantothenoylcysteine decarboxylase complex. Lineage: Eukaryota; Metazoa; Arthropoda; Insecta; Hemiptera; Aleyrodidae. Gene Ontology annotation, biological process: coenzyme A biosynthetic process. Gene Ontology annotation, molecular function: phosphopantothenoylcysteine decarboxylase activity; FMN binding. The record is from RefSeq and is a predicted model, not a curated record.